Melopsittacus undulatus (budgerigar) is the source of this 2027-nucleotide messenger RNA. RefSeq names its product pleckstrin and Sec7 domain containing 2 (gene PSD2). Gene Ontology annotation, biological process: regulation of ARF protein signal transduction. The coding region runs from base 1 to 1530 and encodes 509 amino acids. The transcript is spliced from 13 exons. Gene Ontology annotation, molecular function: phospholipid binding; guanyl-nucleotide exchange factor activity; protein binding. NCBI's taxonomy places the organism in Eukaryota, Metazoa, Chordata, Aves, Psittaciformes, Psittaculidae. The record is from RefSeq and is a predicted model, not a curated record.
AUGGACAGUUCAUGGUGCUUGUUUCUGUGUAGUGAUGCCAGCUUGAAAGAUGCGCUGUCAGAUUCCGACUCUGACUUGGGCAGCACGGAGCAGCUUGACCAGGGCAGCACGGACACCUUGGCCAACGGCUGCAGGGCAGAUAGCGAGGCUGCCAAGAGGUUGGCCAAGCGCCUUUACAACCUCGAAGGGUUCAAGCGCUGCGAUGUGGCACGUCAGCUCGGGAAGAAUAACGAGUUUAGCAAGUUGGUAGCAGAGGAGUACCUCAGCUUCUUUGACUUCACUGGCCUGACCCUUGACAAAGCACUCAGGACAUUCUUGAAAGCAUUCCCACUGAUGGGAGAGACACAGGAGCGGGAGCGUGUGCUCAUCCAUUUCUCCCGGCGGUACUGCCAGUGCAACCCAGAGGAGAGCACAUCCGAAGAUGGGAUUCAUACGCUCACUUGUGCCCUGAUGCUGCUAAACACAGACCUCCACGGCCAUAAUAUUGGCAAGAAGAUGUCGUGUCAACAGUUCAUAGCAAAUCUGGAUGGGCUGAAUGAUGGGAAAGACUUUGCAAAGGAUUUGCUGAAGACACUAUAUAACUCCAUCAAGAAUGAGAAGCUGGAGUGGGCCAUUGAUGAGGACGAGUUGAGGAAGUCGCUCUCGGAGCUGGUAGAUGACAAAUUCGGAGCCAGCGCCAAGAAAGUGACAAGGAUUGUUGACAGCAGCAACCCCUUCCUGGACAUCCCCCAAGCGCUGAACGCAGUCACCUACAAACAUGGUGUCCUCACGCGGAAAACCCAUGCAGACAUGGAUGGGAAGAGAACUCCCAGAGGAAGAAGAGGCUGGAAGAAAUUUUAUGCUGUGCUUAAAGGGACCGUCCUUUAUUUACAAAAGGAUGAAUACAAACCUGACAAAGACCUCUCUGAAGUGGAUCUGAAAAAUGCCAUCCGUGUGCACCACGCCUUAGCCACCAAAGCCUCUGACUACAGCAAGAAGUCCAACGUGCUCAAGCUGAAGACAGCUGACUGGAGAGUCUUCCUCUUCCAGGCCCCAAGUAAGGAAGAAAUGCUCUCCUGGAUCCUGAGAAUCAACCUUGUUGCUGCCAUUUUCUCUGCCCCAGCCUUCCCAGCUGCUAUCUGCUCCAUGAAGAAGUUCUGCCGCCCACUCCUGCCUUCAUCCAUGACCAAGCUGUGCCAGGAGGAACAGCUGAGGUCUCAUGAAAAUAAAAUGAAGCAGAUUGCAGACGAAUUAGCAGAGCAUAAAUUACAUCCUGUAGAGAAGAGCCUUAAGUCAAAGGAGGCUGAGGAAUACAGACUCAAAGAACAUUACCUAAUAUUCGAGAAGAGCCGCUAUGAGACAUACAUCAACCUGCUGUGCAUGAAGAUAAAAGUUGGGACAGAUGACCUGGAGAGGAUUGAAACCAGUUUCUUUAAGGUGGAAGCUGACGACAUUGCUUUGCGGAAGACACAUUCCAGCCCUUCCUUGAGCCAAGGGCACAUGUCCAUCAGCUGUAAGGUGGAAAAGGACAUUUUAGAGCAGAAAACUUAACAAGGAAUGCGCGCACAGUGGGAUGAACCGACGAUGUUUUGCUCCUAGAACAGAUUGAUGAGCACAAUUUUACCUAGGAAAUUACAUGAGCAAAACCAUAGACGUGUAUGACACGGUGAUUGCUCUAGUGAAAGAAAUCAAAGAAGCUUUAGUUGACACUCUCUGGCAAUGCUCUGGCAUUUCAGCAUCAUAGACACACCAUCUCUUCCUCAUCUCCAACAGCACCAGUGGCUUUUAUUUCCCUCCUACCACAGCCUGUACAACAAAUGGAUGUGCUGGUUCUCUAAGGGCCAGGUUGCUCUUUUCUCCACCAGCCCUCUCUCCUCCUCCUUCUCUCCCUGGAGUCCCCUCCAGUUCAUGUCCACAGCGCUCGGCAGUGCAGGAAACUGAGCCGAGAUGUUGGUCUGUGGCACCAGCAGCGCUCCCAGAGAAGGGCACAGCAUGGUGGGGAGCAGGUCCCUCCCAUGAGAGGAGCACCGGUCAGCAGGGUGACAGCA